Myodes glareolus (Bank vole) is the source of this 454-nucleotide messenger RNA. The record is from RefSeq and is a predicted model, not a curated record. NCBI's taxonomy places the organism in Eukaryota, Metazoa, Chordata, Mammalia, Rodentia, Cricetidae.
UGCUCGGGGGUCACGAUGGACAGCAAGAUGGCUUCCGCCAGCAGGGUCGGGCAGGUAGUGAAGCCACAUGCUCUGUUAAUAAGGUUCCCUGACAGAAGAGACAAUCCUAAACUCAGUGCCUCAGACGUUUUGAGAUCUGCUGGGCUACCCUCCCACUCUGCUGUAAUUUCACAGCACUCUAAAGGAAACAUAUCCCCAGAUUUGCUGAUGCAUCCGGGGCCACCAGACACUGCAGAAAUACUAAAAACAUUACCUCAGAAACACAGAAGGAAACCUUUAUCUCAAGAAGAAAUGGACUUUAUCCAGCGUGGAAGUCCAGAAUGAUCGCUGUAGCUGCUGUUUGUCACCAGACAAAAGGAUUAUCUUUACAAUAAAGGACUUCCAAAAUGUCAAAUGAAAAUUGUAUAUUAAGCAACCUUAAUAAAUAUUCUGCGGAAAGAAUGAAGUAUAGAAA